Phytophthora nicotianae INRA-310 is the source of this 408-nucleotide messenger RNA. RefSeq lists its product as hypothetical. The transcript is spliced from 2 exons. The record is from RefSeq and is a predicted model, not a curated record. Lineage: Eukaryota; Oomycota; Peronosporomycetes; Peronosporales; Peronosporaceae. The coding region runs from base 1 to 408 and encodes 135 amino acids.
AUGACGGCCGCCAGAGCGAAGGCAGCGUACGGUAGCGCGCCCACGAAGAAAUGCAAGAAGUGCGACAGGAAGAUCUCCCGCACUAACAUCUCCAAGCAUAUCAAGGUCUGCAAGGGAAUCAAGCUGCCUGAGACGCGCAGCGAGAUUCGUAAGAAGUCUUGGGAGAAAAAUCGCGCUAAGCGCGUGGGCUCGCAGCGAGAUAAGCGCGCAGCCACGUUGUUCAAGGAAUUGCAAGGCUUUCGCAAGCAGCUACGUGAGGCCGAAGCAGCGCAAGCAGUGCCCCAGCCACAGCCAAAAGGGAUGAUGGGCCAUGCUCUGGAGGUACUCAGUCUUCAUCCACGCCUCUUUGAGUUUGUGUUUGCCAAGGUGAGUGCCAAGCACAGUCGUAAAUGCUUGUCUCCAAUCUAA